Molecule: messenger RNA, 1405 nt
Organism: Panicum virgatum (switchgrass)
Lineage: Eukaryota; Viridiplantae; Streptophyta; Magnoliopsida; Poales; Poaceae
Product: peroxidase N-like
Exons: 4
Coding region: 206-1183 (325 amino acids)
Biological process (GO): response to oxidative stress; hydrogen peroxide catabolic process
Molecular function (GO): heme binding; peroxidase activity
Source: RefSeq, a predicted model, not a curated record
CGGUUGUAGUGCAGACCAAUCUUUCUUUAGCAAUCUUUGUCACCUCAGGAAACCAGUAAACCACUGCAUGCGCAGCCGCCCACUAUCACGCUACCUGAGGUAGUAUAUUCCCUGAUGGAUCACUUUUAUGGCCUAUAAGAACUUGGCAAGAAACUGUGCAGUGUGCAAGCCCAGGAUAGUGUGUAGACGAGUAACCGAGUAAGACAUGGAACACGCUUACUCCCGGUUGCUGCUUGUAUUUUCAGUUCUUGCACUGUGCCUCGGCAACCAGGGUGUGAGAUGUCAGCUCACCUCUGAUUUUUACGACGAAACGUGUCCUCAUUUGUACACUAUUGUGCAGCAGCAUGUGUUCGCUGCCAUGAGGGCUGAGAUGAGGAUGGGCGCCUCCCUCCUUAGGCUCCAUUUCCAUGACUGCUUUGUCAAUGGAUGUGACGGUUCAAUCCUUUUGGACGGCAGUGAUGGCGAGAAGUUUGCACAGCCCAACCUGAACUCAGUCAGAGGGUACGAGGUUAUCGACGCGAUAAAGGCUGAUCUCGAGAGCGUCUGCCCCGAGGUGGUGUCAUGCGCUGACAUUGUAGCCCUUGCAGCCAGCUAUGGAGUACUCUUUAGUGGAGGGCCUUAUUGGGACGUUCUUCUGGGAAGAAAAGACGGGCUGGUGGCCAAUCAAUCUGGAGCUGACAAUGGCUUGCCCGCACCAUUUGAACCGAUCGACUCAAUUAUUCAGAAGUUCAACGCCGUCGGCCUGAACACGACCGAUGUUGUGGUCUUGUCAGGAGCCCACACGAUCGGCCGAGCCAGGUGCGCGCUGUUCAGCAACCGCUUGUCCAACUUCUCGGCCACGGAUUCAGUCGAUCCGACGCUUGAUGCCAGCCUUGCCGACAGCCUUCAGAGCCUCUGCGCAGGCGGUGAUAACCAAACCACCGCCCUCGAUGUCAGCUCCGCCGACGUGUUCGACAACAACUACUACCAGAACCUCCUCCACAAGAAGGGCCUCCUGUCCUCCGACCAGGGCCUAUUUUCCAGCCCGGAAGGCAUUGCCAACACAAAGGAUCUCGUGCAGAUCUACAGCGACGACGGGUAUCAGUUUUUCUGCGAUUUCUGGUGGUCCAUGAUCAAGAUGGGGAACAUCCCGCUCACGGGCCCGGAAGGGGAGAUCCGCAAGAAUUGCAGGGUUGUCAACUAAUGAGGAAGUGAUGAGUCUCUUAGUGAAAACGUGCUUAGGCACGGUCGCGAAAAAAAUGAGAAAGUGAGUGAACUCAUGACCUAGGUAAGUAAUAGGACUGCCAUGGGCCGUUGUGUAUGUUUCAGACCAAUAGGCUAUAGACCGGUGAGAUAUAUUAUUGGGCCUGAGACCAUCUAUGUACUGCUACAAUACUUGAGUGCUUGCCUGAGGAAGGCAUCGAUG